Messenger RNA from Owenia fusiformis, 385 nucleotides. Lineage: Eukaryota; Metazoa; Annelida; Polychaeta; Sabellida; Oweniidae. The record is from the annotation of a GenBank genome assembly.
CAAUGAGCUGAGACGCAUUACACGUUUUCGAUAGCAAUGUAUUACAGAUUUUGAUAUGGGAUGCUUGAAACGUUGCAACAUGCAAAGCGACACUGCGAGAACAUGCAUAUUAGCAGUCACUACAGGAGAGGUGAAGGUUGCAGUGAUAGGGAAGGCAUUCUCUUUUCCCAUUCAGAGAGCGGAUUUCUUCAAUGGGACAUCAUUGUUGGAAACGGUCCCUGUUGAGUUUUCACCUUCUCUGAUUGGCUACCCAGAUCUGCCAUCAUGGUUGACGUUUGUCCAAAGAAACCUCACUGAGGAUGGCUAUAUAUACGGCACACCCAACUCCUAUACUGACUCAAACUACAAUUUAGAGAUUCUUGCGGUGAAUAAGAACAACUACCAG